This is a messenger RNA of Plasmodium cynomolgi strain B, 966 nucleotides long. RefSeq lists its product as hypothetical. NCBI's taxonomy places the organism in Eukaryota, Apicomplexa, Aconoidasida, Haemosporida, Plasmodiidae. The record is from RefSeq and is a predicted model, not a curated record. The coding region runs from base 262 to 879 and encodes 205 amino acids. The transcript is spliced from 2 exons.
AUAAUUUAUUAUAAAGCAAAAUAAUUAAAACUAUAACAAAAAAUUUUAUUUAAUAAAUAUUUUAAUUAAUUCCAUUUUAAAUGCGUUUAAAAGUACCAUCAGAGUUCUAUAUGUAUUUUUUUUAAAAAUAAACAUAUUAUAAAAAUACCGAUUUAAAUUCAUUCGUGAAUAUUUAUUUACGUUAUAUCAUACGGUGGUGAAUUUUAAUUUUUUUCUCAAUCCUUUUUAAGCUGAAUUAAAUUAAAAAUAAUAAUUUUCAAAAUGUCGAAUUAUAGCAAUUACACGAACAAUCAAAAUGAAGAUAAGAACGACAGUGCUGCAAGCACAUCCAACGCAAAAAAUUGCUUAAUGAAAGGAAAACUAUCUUCAUUAAACUCCCUUAUCAAGGUUUUUGCAGUUACCCUUGUAAUUUUGGCCCUUCAAUACUCCAACAAAAAUCACGACGGUGUUAAUGGAAAAGGCGUAGUGAGCGGAUUAGAGUCAAACAAUGUAAGAAACUUAUCCGAAAUUAACUCCAAUUUUGGAGGAUCAAGAGAGAAUUUACAUUAUUCUGGUGAAAAUACUAAUGAAAGAAGAAACAACUACAACAAUGGCAAUGUUAAUAGCCAAUGGGGAAGUCAUGAAAAUGUAGAACCAUCAACUUACUAUGGUACAUAUAAUAACCACGCCCCCCAAGAAAAUGGUGAACAAAACAUGAGUGAAAUUAAUUUAAACUGCUUUAAUUCAGGAUUAUGCCAAAAUCUUAAGAAAAAUGCUAUAUAUAUAGUACCAGGUGUGAUAGCAGGUUAUUAUGCAUGGAAUACUAUAGGAACACAAACAUUUUUAUUGGUAACUGCUAUUAUAGGAGUAUUGUUGUUUGCCAGACAUAACUCUCAUUAAGAUUGGCAUAUAUUUAUAAGAAAAAAGAAACUGAAAAAUUUACUAUGUGCAUUGGAAUGACACCUUAAGAUUUAUUGCUGAUUAAAA